Megalops cyprinoides (Indo-Pacific tarpon) is the source of this 2057-nucleotide messenger RNA. RefSeq names its product signaling receptor and transporter of retinol STRA6 (gene stra6). Gene Ontology annotation, biological process: vitamin A import into cell. Lineage: Eukaryota; Metazoa; Chordata; Actinopteri; Elopiformes; Megalopidae. Bases 21 to 2057 code for a protein of 678 amino acids. The transcript is spliced from 17 exons. The record is from RefSeq and is a predicted model, not a curated record. Gene Ontology annotation, molecular function: retinol transmembrane transporter activity; signaling receptor activity. Gene Ontology annotation, cellular component: plasma membrane.
AAAGAAAGAAAAACGCCAAAAUGAGCUCCAAUGACCCCAUCUCGAAGGACUACUAUGAUUAUUCUGCUUGGUAUGAAAACCUGGAACCUACCAAACCACCAGUGGAAGUCAUCCUCCCCUGUGAUCCCACCGCCGAUGACAGACUAUACCACAUAUGCAUCUCUGCAAUAUCGAUUGUUGUCAUGCUGGUCCUAGCAGCCUUCACCAAACGCAAAAGGUUAUGUCAGGGCUUCCUGAAAGGGGUUCCAGGUUUACUCAGUCCAGUGAAUUUCCUGGACCACACUCAACACAAGGGCCUAGCUGUGGCAGUGUUUGGAGUCCUCUUCUGCAAGCUCUGUGUUAUAGUGCUAGCCCCAAUCCCCCUGCCUUUUGUCCAGAACCCUGAAUCAGACUACAAAGAGUACUGGAAGAUCCUCUCCCUCUUCUACUACCCCGCUCUGUACUACCCCCUGCUGGCCUGUGGAACGCUGCACAGCCAGGUGGGCUAUGUCCUGGGCAGCCUGCUCUCCUGGACACACUUCGGUGUCCUUGUGUGGCAGAAGGUUGACUGCCCCAAGACCCCCCAGAUCUACAAGUACUACUCGCUGCUUACCAGCCUGCCGCAGAUCGCCUGCCUGGCCUUCCUCAGUUUCCAGUACCCCUUGCUUCUGUUCAAGGGCUUGAAGGGUACAGUGAAGACCAAUGCCUCUGAGGACCUUGAUAGCAGCUACUACAGGGACUAUGUGAAGAAGAUUCUGAAAAAGCCCUCCAAACCCAGCACCACCAGCACAGCAAAGCCCAAACUGUCUGAGAGAAUAUAUGAUGCCGUGAAGUCGUACAUCUACACACCAGAGGAAGUGUUUCGCUUCCCCUUGAAACUGGCGAUCUCUGCUGUAGUGGCGUUCAUUGCUGUUUAUCAGGUGGCGCUCUUACUGAUAGUUGGAUUGGUACCUACUCUCCAGAUUGUUCGUGCCGGAGUCACUGAAGAGAUUGCUUUCCUGCUGGCUGGCUUCAAAAUCAUGUUAUCGGAGGAUCGUGCAGAGGUUGUCAGAAUCGUGGUCCAUUACAUAUGGAGUACGGAGGUGUGUUACAUCUCUGCGACGAUCCUGUCCUGCUUGGUCACCCUGCUUAUGCUAAUGAGAUCCUUGGUCCUACACAGGGCCAACCUGAGAGGCCUGUACAGAGGAGAUAUCUACAAUGUCUACAAUCGGCAGAGGAGUGUCCGGCCAUCCCGCCCUGCCCUGGUGUGCUGGAUGGGGUUCACCAGUUACCAGGCUGCCCUCGUCUGUCUAGGGCUGGUCAUCCAGACACUGGUGUUCUUCAUCUGCCUCAUGUUUGCUGUCUUCCUCGUCAUCAUCCCCAUCCUGUACGGAAGGAACCUCAUAAUCUUCCACAUCAUCGGGAACAUGUGGCCAUUUUGGUUGACACUGUUCUUGGCUGUGCUUAUUCAGCACAUCACAGCCAAGUUUGCCUUCAUCAAAAAGGAUGCAGGGACCAGAGACCUGGAUAACAGGAGCGCUCUGUUCCUGUUGACCUACUUCCUCUUCCCGGUCAACGUCCUGGUGGGGGUGCUGCUGGGGGUGUGGAGGAUGGUGAUCACAGCUCUCUUUAACAUCAUCCACCUGGGCCGCCUGGACAUCAGCCUGCUGAACCGUGGAGCAGAGGCCUUCGACCCGGGAUACCGCUGCUAUGCCCAUUACCUGAAGAUUGAGGUCAGCCAGUCUCACCCAGUGAUGAAGGCCUUCUGCGGAAUGCUGCUGCAGACUGCCAGUCAAGAGGGCGGCGCCGGGCAAAAGAUGCGUGAUGUAGAGGAAGGCAUUCAGCUGGUGGCCCAGGAGAAGAAGCAGAACAAGGUGUCCAACACCAGGCGGGCACAAGCACGCUGGCUGCUCCUCUUCACCCUGGUCAAUAAUCCCUCCCUGGUGGGCUCCAGAAAGCACUUCCAGCGCCAGAGCUCUGAGAGUUUCCUCAACGGGACGCUCAACCGCACCACCAAGGAGAGCAGCAGGAGAGACGCCAGCCAAAAGGACGAGGGCAAAGAGGCGGGAAAAGAGGCAGACGCUCCCGCCACCAACUGA